ACACCUAGCCAUGCAGAACGAAGAACUCCAGAACGCCAUCGCUGCGUUAGCGACGAACAACAUGCGCAUGCGCGGAGGCCUAGAGGGCCGUCGAUUAAGUGCCCCUGGUGACUACCGUCUCAUCCCGCAGCACGCAUACUCGCAAAUGACUACCCAAGAACUACGAGAAAUGCAUGGCGAGCCAACGAGCGAGGAGAAGCACUAUAAGGCCCAGUCUAUCGUAACACUGAACAGGAAGCUAGUGGACAUCAACGGUUCGCAGGACGACUCCGUACUAGCCACUCUUCUCAUUCUCUGUCUCUUCCACGUCUGCGACUCAGGCUUUACGAAAUUCAAGACUCAGCUAGCGGGUGUUCAGAAGCUGCUAGCUAUGCGAGACAGAACCGUACAGUCAGAGUUUGUUGGCUGGAUCGAGCUGUUCUUCACCUGGUUUGAUGUCAUGACAGCUGCUGUCAACGACCGUGAGAUCGAAGUUCGCGGCGACUCUCUAGACAUGAUGAACCUCACUGCCAACCUUGGCGCGCUGGAACACCACUCCGGCUGCGAAGGACGACUAUUCAAGCUUAUUGCUCGACUCGGAAGACUCAACCUACUGAGCCAGAACCGACCUGUACGCGACAACGACGACACGCCUCAACCAUCUCCACGACCUAAGAAGACUAAUGAUUUCUAUUCUUUCAACUUUGACCACAUCGACGGCAACGGCUGGGGCACACCCAUCAUCGAGUUCCAGGAUCCGUUUGCUUCAGCACGCGAAGACCCCCGCUCUCCAUUCUGGAUUGAGUGGAACGACGUACGCAUCCGCCUCCAAGAGUGGGAGUUCGGUGCACCUGGUGAGAAUGCUGCCGACUCUUGCGAAGCAACAUCAUCAAUGCUUGCUAUGUCUCCCAACGAAGCAGCACUCCUCCACAUCAGCGAGAGCUUCCGCUACGCAGCGCUGCUCUACACAGAACGCCUUGCUCACCCCACACUGCCAGCCGGCGCACUCAACUUCCAGAACCUCGUAGCACAAGGCCUCUUCCACAUCUCACAGAUCGGCGUCACAAGCUGCGUCAAUAAAUUCCUACUCUGGCCCCUCUUCAUUGUCGGCACUGAGUGCGUCGACCCUGAGCACCGCGCCGUCGUGCGACAGCGCUGCGUUGAGAUCCAACGUGAGAGCGGCUUCUUCAACAACCUUAGUGGUCUCGAGGUGCUUGAGCGCGUAUGGCAGGAUGAUGACGAGUGGGUCGAUGGCGACAUGCAGGGCCCACGACAGGGUCCCUUUGGUACAUUGCAACAGGCGUUCCGGUGGAGAAAAGCGAUGGAUCGCGCUGACGGGGAGUACAUUGUCAUAUGAUUUUCUGGUGGGUGCAGCGGGAUCUUGCAUCUAUUGGGGGCAUCCAUGCAGGCCGGGGCUUGCAUUGGUUCGGCCAAAAGUGGUGAUGCAUUGAAGCGAUAACGUUGAUUGUUUGUAUAUAUCGCGAGAUGUUAUGGGCAUCGAUACCCUGGAGAUGCUGAUGCAGCAUGAUCUGCGAUUGGUUU
Macroventuria anomochaeta is the source of this 1521-nucleotide messenger RNA. RefSeq lists its product as uncharacterized. The transcript has a single exon. NCBI's taxonomy places the organism in Eukaryota, Fungi, Ascomycota, Dothideomycetes, Pleosporales, Didymellaceae. The record is from RefSeq and is a predicted model, not a curated record. Bases 11 to 1336 code for a protein of 441 amino acids.